AAAGCACUUACCAUCAGCACAGAAAUUGACGACACAGAGGGAGAAGCGACAUGCUUCAGAAACCUAGGAGCUGUGUUUCAAUCUGUCGGAGAAUAUGCCAAGGCUGAAGAAUAUCUUCAUAAAGCACUUACCAUCAGCACAGAAAUUGGCGACCAACACGGACAAGCGUCAUGCUACAUAAACCUAGGAAAUGUGUUUAAAUCUGUCGGAGAGUAUGCCAAGGCUGAAGAAUAUCUUCAUAAAGCACUUACCAUCAGCACAGAAAUUGGCGACAGAAAGGGAGAAGCGUCGUGCUACGGAAACCUAGGAAAUGUGUUUAACUCUGUCGGAGAAUAUGCCAAGGCUGAAGAAUAUCUUCAUAAAGCACUUACCAUCAGCACAGAAAUUGGCGACAGAGAAGAAGAAGCGACAUGCUACAGAAACCUAGGAGCUGUGUUUCAAUCUGUCGGAGAAUAUGCCAAGGCUGAAGAAUAUCUUCAUAAAGCACUUAUCAUCAACACAAAAAUUGGCGACAAACACGGACAAGCGUCAUGCUACGGAAACCUAGGAAGUAUGUUUCGAUCUGUCGGAGAGUAUGCCAAGGCUGAAGGAUAUCUUCAUAAAGCACUUAACAUCAACACAGAAAUUGGCGACAGAAGGGGAGAAGCGUCAUGCUACGGAAACCUAGGAGCUGUGUUUCAAUCUGUUGGAGAAUAUGCAAAGGCUGAAGAAUAUCUUUAUAACGCACUUAUCAUCAGCACAAAAAUUGGCGACAGAAAAGAAGAAGCGACAUGCUUCAGAAACCUAGGAGCUGUGUUUCAAUCUGUCGGAGAAUAUGCAAAGGCUGAAGAAUAUCUUUAUAAAGAACUUACCGUCAGCACAGAAAUUGGCGACAGAGAGGGAGAAGCGACAUGCUUCAGAAACCUAGGAGCUGUGUUUCAAUCUGUCGGAGAAUAUGCCAAUGCUGAAGAAUAUCUUCAUAAAGCACUUACCAUCAGCACAGAAAUUGGCGACAAACACGGACAAGCGUCAUGCUACAUAAACCUAGGAAAUGUGUUUAAAUCUGUCGGAGAGUAUGCCAAGGCUGAAGAAUAUCUUCAUAAAGCACUUACCAUCAGCACAGAAAUUGGCGACAGAAAGGGAGAAGCGUCAUGCUACGGAAACCUAGGAAAUGUGUUUAAAUCUGUCGGAGAAUAUGCCAAGGCUGAAGAAUAUCUUCAUAAAGCACUUACCAUCAGCACAGAAAUUGGCGACAGAGAAGAAGAAGCGACAUGCUACAGAAACCUAGGAGCUGUGUUUCAAUCUGUCGGAGAAUAUGCCAAGGCUGAAGAAUAUCUUCAUAAAGCACUUACCAUCAGGACAGAAAUUGGCGACAGAGAGGAAGAAGCGACAUGCUACAGAAACCUAGGAGCUGUGUUUCAAUCUCUCGGAGAAUAUGCCAAGGCUGAAGAAUAUCUUCAUAAAGCACUUACCAUCAGCACAGAAAUUGGCGACAGAGAACAAGAAGCGACAUGCUACAGAAACCUAGGAGCUGUGUUUCAAUCUGUCGGAGAAUAUGCCAAGGCUGAAGAAUAUCUUCAUAAAGCACUUAUCAUCAACACAAAAAUUGGCGACAAACACGGACAAGCGUCAUGCUACGGAAACCUAGGAAGUAUGUUUCGAUCUGUGGGAGAGUAUGCCAAGGCUGAAGGAUAUCUUCAUAAAGCACUUAACAUCAACACAGAAAUUGGCGACAGAAGGGGAGAAGCGUCAUGCUACGGAAACCUAGGAGCUGUGUUUCAAUCUGUCGGAGAAUAUGCAAAGGCUGAAGAAUAUCUUUAUAAAGCACUUAUCAUCAGCACAGAAAUUGGCGACAGAAAAGAAGAAUCGACAUGCUUCAGAAACCUAGGAGCUGUGUUUCAAUCUGUCGGAGAAUAUGCCGAAGCUAAAGAAUAUCUUCAUAAAGCACUUACCAUGAGCACAGAAAUUGGCGACAGAGAAGAAGAAGCGACAUGCUACAGAAACCUAGGAGCUGUGUUUCAAUCUAUCGGAGAAUAUGCAAAGGCUGAAGAAUAUCUUCAUAAAGCACUUACCAUCAGCACAGAAAUUGGCGACAGAGAGGAAGAAGCGACAUGCUACAGAAACCUAGGAGCUGUGUUUCAAUCUGUCGGAGACUAUGCAAAGGCUGAAGAAUAUCUUCAUAAAGCACUUACCAUCAGCACAGAAAUUGGCGACAGAGAGGGAGAAGCGACAUGCUUCAGAAAACUAGGAGCUGUGUUUCAAUCUGUCGGAGAAUAUGCCAAGGCUGAAGAAUAUCUUCAUAAAGCACUUACCAUCGGCACAGAAAUUGGCGAAAGAGAAGAAGAAGCGACAUGCUACAGAAACCUAAGAGCUGUGUUUCAAUCUGUCGGAGAAUAUACCAAGGCUGAAGAAUAUCUUCAUAAAGCACUUAUCAUCAACACAAAAAUUGGCGACAAACACGGACAAGCGUCAUGCUACGGAAACCUAGGAAGUAUGUUUCGAUCUGUGGGAGAGUAUGCCAAGGCUGAAGGAUAUCUUCAUAAAGCACUUAACAUCAACACAGAAAUUGGCGACAGAAGGGGAGAAGCGUCAUGCUACGGAAACCUGGGAGCUGUGUUUCAAUCUGUCGGAGAAUAUGCAAAGGCUGAAGAAUAUCUUUAUAAAGCACUUAUCAUCAGCACAAAAAUUGGCGACAGAAAAGAAGAAGCGACAUGCUUCAGAAACCUAGGAGCUGUGUUUCAAUCUGUCGGAGAAUAUGCAAAGGCUGAAGAAUAUCUUUGUAAAGCACUUACCAUCAGCACAGAAAUUGGCGACAGAGAGGGAGAAGCGACAUGCUUCAGAAACCUAGGAGCUGUGUUUCAAUCUGUCGGAGAAUAUGCCAAGGCUGAAGAAUAUCUUCAUAAAGCACUUAUCAUCAACACAAAAAUUGGCGACAAACACGGACAAGCGUCAUGCUACGGAAACCUAGGAAGUAUGUUUCGAUCUGUCGGAGAGUAUGCCAAGGCUGAAGGAUAUCUUCAUAAAGCACUUAACAUCAACACAGAAAUUGGCGACAGAAGGGGAGAAGCGUCAUGCUACGGAAACCUAGGAGCUGUGUUUCAAUCUGUCGGAGAAUAUGCAAAGGCUGAAGAAUAUCUUUAUAAAGCACUUAUCAUCAGCACAGAAAUUGGCGACAGAAAAGAAGAAGCGACAUGCUUCAGAAACCUAGGAGCUGUGUUUCAAUCUGUCGGAGAAUAUGCCAAGGCUGAAGAAUAUCUUCAUAAAGCACUUACCAUCAGCACAGAAAUUGGCGACAAACACGGACAAGCGUCAUGCUACAUAAACCUAGGGAAUGUGUUUAAAUCUGUCGGAGAGUAUGCAAAGGCUGAAGAAUAUCUUCAUAAAGCACUUACAAUCAGCACAGAAAUUGGCGACAGAAAGGGAGAAGCGUCAUGCUACGGAAAUCUAGGAAAUGUGUUUAAAUCUGUCGGAGAAUAUGCCAAGGCUGAAGAAUAUCUUCAUAAAGCACUUAACAUCAGCACAGAAAUUGGCGACAGAGAAGAAGAAGCGACAUGCUACAGAAACCUAGGAGCUGUGUUUCAAUCUGUCGGAGAAUAUGCCGAGGCUGAAGAAUAUCUUCAUAAAGCACUUACCAUCAGCACAGAAAUUGGCGACAGAGAAGAAGAAGCGACAUGCUACAGAAACCUAGGAGCUGUGUUUCAAUCUGUUGGAGAAUAUGCCAAGGCUGAAGAAUAUCUUCAUAAAGCACUUACCAUCAGCACAGAAAUUGGCGACAGAGAAGAAGAAGCGACAUGCUACAGAAACCUAGGAGCUGUGUUUCAAUCUGUCGGAGAAUAUGCCAAGGCUGAAGAAUAUCUUCAUAAAGCACUUAUCAUCAACACAAAAAUUGGCGACAAACACGGACAAGCGUCAUGCUACGGAAACCUAGGAAGUAUGUUUCGAUCUGUCGGAGAGUAUGCCAAGGCUGAAGGAUAUCUUCAUAAAGCACUUAACAUCAACACAGAAAUUGGCGACAGAAGGGGAGAAGCGUCAUGCUACGGAAACCUAGGAGCUGUGUUUCAAUCUGCCGGAGAAUAUGCAAAGGCUGAAGAAUAUCUUUAUAAAGCACUUAUCAUCAGCACAAAAAUUGGCGACAGAAAAGAAGAAGCGACAUGCUUCAGAAACCUAGGAGCUGUGUUUCAAUCUGUCGGAGAAUAUGCAAGGGCUGAAGAAUAUCUUUAUAAAGCACUUACCAUCAGCACAGAAAUUGGCGACAGAGAGGGAGAAGCGACAUGCUUCAGAAACCUAGGAGCUGUGUUUCAAUCUGUCGGAGAAUAUGCCAAGGCUGAAGAAUAUCUUCAUAAAGCACUUACCAUCAGCACAGAAAUUGGCGACAAACACGGACAAGCGUCAUGCUACAUAAACCUAGGAAAUGUGUUUAAAUCUGUCGGAGAGUAUGCCAAGGCUGAAGAAUAUCUUCAUAAAGCACUUACCAUCAGCACAGAAAUUGGCGACAGAAAGGGAGAAACGUCAUGCUACGGAAACCUAGGAAAUGUGUUUAACUCUGUCGGAGAAUAUGCCAAGGCUGAAGAAUAUCUUCAUAAAGCACUUACCAUCAGCACAGAAAUUGGCGACAGAGAAGAAGAAGCGACAUGCUACAGAAACCUAGGAGCUGUGUUUCAAUCUGUCGGAGAAUAUGCCAAGGCUGAAGAAUAUCUUCAUAAAGCACUUAUCAUCAACACAAAAAUUGGCGACAAACACGGACAAGCGUCAUGCUACGGAAACCUAGGAAGUAUGUUUCGAUCUGUCGGAGAGUAUGCCAAGGCUGAAGGAUAUCUUCAUAAAGCACUUAACAUCAACACAGAAAUUGGCGACAGAAGGGGAGAAGCGUCGUGCUACGGAAACCUAGGAGCUGUGUUUCAAUCUGUCGGAGAAUAUGCAAAGGCUGAAGAAUAUCUUUAUAAAGCACUUAUCAUCAGCACAAAAAUUGGCGACAGAAAAGAAGAAGCGACAUGCUUCAGAAACCUAGGAGCUGUGUUUCAAUCUGUCGGAGAAUAUGCAAAGGCUAAAGAAUAUCUUUAUAAAGCAUUUACCAUCAGCACAGAAAUUGGCGACAGAGAGGGAGAAGCGACAUGCUUCAGAAACCUAGGAGCUGUGUUUCAAUCUGUCGGAGAAUAUGCCAAGGCUGAAGAAUAUCUUCAUAAAGCACUUACCAUCAGCACAGAAAUUGGCGACAAACACGGACAAGCGUCAUGCUACAUAAACCUAGGAAAUGUGUUUAAAUCUGUCGGAGAGUAUGCCAAGGCUGAAGAAUAUCUUCAUAAAGCACUUACCAUCAGCACAGAAAUUGGCGACAGAAAGGGAGAAGCGUCAUGCUACGGAAACCUAGGAAAUAUGUUUAAAUCUGUCGGAGAAUAUGCCAAGGCUGAAGAAUAUCUUCAUAAAGCACUUAGCAUCGGCAAAGAAAUUGGCGACAGAGAAGAAGAAGCGACAUGCUACAGAAACCUAGGAGCUGUGUUUCAAUCUGUCGGAGAAUAUGCCAAGGCUGAAGAAUAUCUUCAUAAAGCACUUACCAUCAGCACAGAAAUUGGCGACAGAGAGGAAGAAGCGACAUGCUACAGAAACCUAGGAGCUGUGUUUCAAUCUGUCGGAGAAUAUGCCAAGGCUGAAGAAUAUCUUCAUAAAGCAGUUACCAUCAGCACAGAAAUUGGCGACAAAGAAGAAGAAGCGACAUGCUACAGAAACCUAGGAGCUGUGUUUCAAUCUGUCGGAGAAUAUGCCAAGGCUGAAGAAUAUCUUCAUAAAGCACUUAUCGUCAACACAAAAAUUGGCGACAAACACGGACAAGCGUCAUGCUACGGAAACCUUGGAAGUAUGUUUCGAUCUGUCAGAGAGUAUGCCAAGGCUGAAGGAUAUCUUCAUAAAGCACUUAACAUCAACACAGAAAUUGGCGACAGAAGGGGAGAAGCGUCAUGCUACGGAAACCUAGGAGCUGUGUUUCAAUCUGUCGGAGAAUAUGCAAAGGCUGAAGAAUAUCUUUAUAAAGCACUUAUCAUCAGCACAGAAAUUGGCGACAGAAAAGAAGAAGCGACAUGCUUCAGAAUUCUAGGAGCUGUGUUUCAAUCUGUCGGAGAAUAUGCCGAAGCUAAAGAAUAUCUUCAUAAAGCACUUACCAUGAGCACAGAAAUUGGCGACAGAGAAGAAGAAGCGACAUGCUACAGAAACCUAGGAGCUGUGUUUCAAUCUGUCGGAGAAUAUGCAAAGGCUGAAGAAUAUCUUCAUACAGCACUUACCAUCAGCACAGAAAUUGGCGACAGAGAGGAAGAAGCGACAUGCUACAGAAACCUAGGAGCUGUGUUUCAAUCUGUCGGAGAAUAUGCAAAGGCUGAAGAAUAUCUUCAUAAAGCACUUACCAUCAGCACAGAAAUUGGCGACAGAGAGGGAGAAGCGACAUGCUUCAGAAAACUAGGAGCUGUGUUUCAAUCUGUCGGAGAAUAUGCCAAGGCUGAAGAAUAUCUUCAUAAAGCACUUACCAUCGGCACAGAAAUUGGCGAAAGAGAAGAAGAAGCGACAUGCUACAGAAACCUAAGAGCUGUGUUUCCAUCUGUCGGAGAAUAUGCCAAGGCUGAAGAAUAUCUUCAUAAAGCACUUAUCAUCAACACAAAAAUUGGCGACAAACACGGACAAGCGUCAUGCUACGGAAACCUAGGAAGUAUGUUUCGAUCUGUGGGAGAGUAUGCCAAGGCUGAAGGAUAUCUUCAUAAAGCACUUAACAUCAACACAGAAAUUGGCGACAGAAGGGGAGAAGCGUCAUGCUACGGAAACCUGGGAGCUGUGUUUCAAUCUGUCGGAGAAUAUGCAAAGGCUGAAGAAUAUCUUUAUAAAGCACUUAUCAUCAGCACAAAAAUUGGCGACAGAAAAGAAGAAGCGACAUGCUUCAGAAACCUAGGAGCUGUGUUUCAAUCUGUCGGAGAAUAUGCAAAGGCUGAAGAAUAUCUUUAUAAAGCACUUACCAUCAGCACAGAAAUUGGCGACAGAGAGGGAGAAGCGACAUGCUUCAGAAACCUAGGAGCUGUGUUUCAAUCUGUCGGAGAAUAUGCCAAGGCUGAAGAAUAUCUUCAUAAAGCACUUAUCAUCAACACAAAAAUUGGCGACAAACAGGGACAAGCGUCAUGCUACGGAAACCUAGGAAGUAUGUUUCGAUCUGUCGGAGAGUAUGCCAAGGCUGAAGGAUAUCUUCAUAAAGCACUUAACAUCAACACAGAAAUUGGCGACAGAAGGGGAGAAGCGUCAUGCUACGGAAACCUAGGAGCUGUGUUUCAAUCUGUCGGAGAAUAUGCAAAGGCUGAAGAAUAUCUUUAUAAAGCACUUAUCAUCAGCACAGAAAUUGGCGACAGAAAAGAAGAAGCGACAUGCUUCAGAAACCUAGGAGCUGUGUUUCAAUCUGUCGGAGAAUAUGCCAAGGCUGAAGAAUAUCUUCAUAAAGCACUUACCAUCAGCACAGAAAUUGGCGACAAACACGGACAAGCGUCAUGCUACAUAAACCUAGGGAAUGUGUUUAAAUCUGUCGGAGAGUAUGGCAAGGCUGAAGAAUAUCUUCAUAAAGCACUUACAAUCAGCACAGAAAUUGGCGACAGAAAGGGAGAAGCGUCAUGCUACGGAAAUCUAGGAAAUGUGUUUAAAUCUGUCGGAGAAUAUGCCAAGGCUGAAGAAUAUCUUCAUAAAGCACUUAACAUCAGCACAGAAAUUGGCGACAGAGAAGAAGAAGCGACAUGCUACAGAAACCUAGGAGCUGUGUUUCAAUCUGUCGGAGAAUAUGCCGAAGCUGAAGAAUAUCUUCAUAAAGCACUUACCAUCAGCACAGAAAUUGGCGACAGAGAAGAAGAAGCGACAUGCUACAGAAACCUAGGAGCUGUGUUUCAAUCUGUCGGAGAAUAUGCCAAGGCUGAAGAAUAUAUUCAUAAAGCACUUACCAUCAGCACAGAAAUUGGCGACAGAGAAGAAGAAGCGACAUGCUACAGAAACCUAGGAGCUGUGUUUCAAUCUGUCGGAGAAUAUGCCAAGGCUGAAGAAUAUCUUCAUAAAGCACUUAUCAUCAACACAAAAAUUGGCGACAAACACGGACAAGCGUCAUGCUACGGAAACCUAGGAAGUAUGUUUCGAUCUGUCGGAGAGUAUGCCAAGGCUGAAGGAUAUCUUCAUAAAGCACUUAACAUCAACACAGAAAUUGGCGACAGAAGGGGAGAAGCGUCAUGCUACGGAAACCUAGGAGCUGUGUUUCAAUCUGUCGGAGAAUAUGCAAAGGCUGAAGAAUAUCUUUAUAAAGCACUUAUCAUCAGCACAAAAAUUGGCGACAGAAAAGAAGAAGCGACAUGCUUCAGAAACCUAGGAGCUGUGUUUCAAUCUGUCGGAGAAUAUGCAAAGGCUGAAGAAUAUCUUUAUAAAGCACUUACCAUCAGCACAGAAAUUGGCGACAGAGAGGGAGAAGCGACAUGCUUCAGAAACCUAGGAGCUGUGUUUCAAUCUGUCGGAGAAUAUGCCAAGGCUGAAGAAUAUCUUCAUAAAGCACUUACCAUCAGCACAGAAAUUGGCGACAAACACGGACAAGCGUCAUGCUACAUAAACCUAGGAAAUGUGUUUAAAUCUGUCGGAGAGUAUGCCAAGGCUGAAGAAUAUCUUCAUAAAGCACUUACCAUCAGCACAGAAAUUGGCGACAGAAAGGGAGAAGCGUCAUGCUACGGAAACCUAGGAAAUGUGUUUACCUCUGUCGGAGAAUAUGCCAAGGCUGAAGAAUAUCUUCAUAAAGCACUUACCAUCAGCACAAAAAUUGGCGACAGAGAAGGAAAAGCGACAUGUUUCGUAAACCUAGGAGCUCUGUUCACAUAUGUCGGAGAAUAUGCCAAGGCUGAAGAAUAUCUUCAUACAGCACUUACCAUUAGCACAGAAAUUGGCGACAGAGAAGGAGAAGCGACAUGCUUCGUAAACCUAGGAGCUCUGUUCUCAUCUGUCGGAGAAUAUGCCGAAGCUGAAGAAUAUCUUCAUAAAGCACUUACCAUUAGCACAGAAAUUGGCGACAGAGAAGGAGAAGCGACAUGCUUCGUAAACCUAGGAGCUCUGUUCACAUCUGUCGGAGAAUAUGCCAAGGCUGAAGAAUAUCUUCAUAAAGGACUUACCAUGGAGACCGAAAUCGGUAACAAAGACGGAGAAGCGGCAUGCUACAUGAUACUAGGAACUCUGAUAUUUAAGGCUGGUGAAUGUGUGAAGGCUCAGAAACAUUUUGAGAAUGCUCUUGAAAUUAGUAGGGGGACUGGAAACAUCGCUUUGCAAUUUGAAACUUCUCUUGUUCUAAAUGAGUGUUCUUUUAAAAUAACAGGAAACAUAUCUGAAGCCUUAUCCAAUCUCCGGACAAGCAUUCAAAUUUGGGAAAAAAUGCUUAUUUCAGAUCGCCGCAAUAUAUCAUUUUUUGACAAAAACGCGUCUCCCUAUCGGCUGUUUUGUUCAUUGAGUUGCUCUAGUGGGAAACCCUAUGAAGCUUUACACGUUGCUGAACUUGGACGUGCCAGAGCUCUCGCAAGACUUAUGUCAAAUCGCUACUCCAUUGAAGAAGAAAUAUCCAUCAACCCACAAUCGUUUGUCGGUAUCGAGGAAGUAAUUAAGAAAAAUAGCAACAGCACCUGCCUUUACAUCUCCUAUGACUACGAUGACAAUAUAUUUUUGUGGGUUUUGAAACAAAGCAAACCGGUAGCUUUCCGAAGAACGAAACUUUGUGAAAGCUAUGUUAGCAAGCACGGCAAAAUCUCUGUGUAUGACUUGUUUGGAAACGAAAGCUUCUUAAGAAAAUCAAAUCUGGAAGAUAGUCUCUCAUCCUUGCGUCCUCUUUUAGAUGAGGGAGAAGUAGACACAGACCCUGAACCGCCAACACUUUUUCAGGUUUACGACAUGUUGAUUGCUCCCGUAAGUGACUUGCUAGAGGGAUCUGAUGAAAUCAUUGUUGUUCCUGAUAACUGUUUCUUCCAAGUUCCUUUUGCAGCAUUACCUGAUGAAAGUAAUCGCUGUUUAUCAGAUUCUUUCAGGAUACGCAUUGUCCCUUCUUUAACGACUCUCAAGCUCAUUCUCGACAGUCCAGCGGACUCUCACAGCCAAACUGGUGCAUUGAUUGUGGGUGAGCCAAGAGUGGCGGAUGUGUAUUUCAAGGGAGAGUUAAGGUAUCUCUUUCCAUUGCCUGGGGCGAAAGCAGAAGCAGAGAUGAUUGCAAGACUACUACCUCAAUCUCACCUUUUAAUAGGCGCUCAAGCAACAAAGCAGGCAGUCCUUCAGAGAAUACCCUCAGUCAGUCUCGUACAUAUCGCUGCUUAUGGUGAUGCCGAAAGAGGAGAAAUUGUUCUUACCCCCCCUGACUCCACAUGGGAGACUCCACAUGAAGCAGACUACUUACUCACAAUGACCGACAUUUCACAAGUUAGACUCUCAGCCAAACUGGUGGUCCUUAGCUGUGACCAUACCGCACGUGGACAGAUCGAAACAGAAGGCGUUGUUGGAAUCGCUCGAGCAUUCUUAGGAUCGGGUGCACGCUCAGUGUUGGUGGCAUUGUGGGCCUUACAAGACAGAGCAACAGAGCAGUUCAUGAGAAGGUUCUACGAAAACCUCGUCCAAGGAGAAAGUGCAAGUGAAUGUCUUCACCGGGCCAUGAAGUGGAUGCGAAAUAACGGGUUCCCUGAAGUGAGGCAGUGGGCACCUUUCAUGCUGAUUGGGGAUGACGUGUCAUUUCACUUUGGUGAAAAAAAGUGAAGGUAAUUGCUUUGUGACAAUUAUAGGAGGUCUGCCAGGUCUUUUUACAUUGCAGUUUUAUCAACUUGGGUGCAUUUGGUACUUUUACUAGUACCAAAUAGGCGAAGCAGUAUUCACCUUUAAAAACCACAUUAUUGACUACACCUGAAGUCAGCUUUUACUAUGACUGAGGUAAAAAUAGAGGAUAUUACUUUCGCUCACUCGUGAGAGAUACUUUCAGCACUCGAAGAUAAAAUUCGUUUCCCCGUGCGGCCAUGUAAUGUUCUGUUUAUUUUAUAGAUACUGAUGAAAUUCCUACAUAAAACACAACUUUUUUUUUAUUCAUUUUCGAAACUGCAAAAUAGUGCAAUUAAAAUGAUUACCUAUCGCAAAAUGCCUGUCACAAAAAUGUUAUGAAACUCGGAUAUUAAGUUAAAAAGGAGAAACAAAGACAAUAAUACGUAUUAUUAAAAACUGAAUCAUUGGAUAAUGCAAUUCUAGCAUUUUGAUUGGCUUAGCCGUUAUGGUAUAUGAGCUAUUAUACCAUGCUCUCCAUAUAUGGGCGGUGUACGCGUCAGUUUAAAAUUGGAAGCUAGCUGAGAUUUUUUUUCGCAAAGGAUAGAACGGCGCCCGAAGCAAAUCGUUUUAAUUCAUUUCUUAGAAUACUAGAAAUGCAAUUUCGUCGAAAGAAAAAAGACAAAAACAAACAAAAAAGCCACAAGAACUUGUUUGAAAGUUUGUCGAAAAACACAUGAAAACACAUGGAAUUAAAGUACCUUGACCAGCUACGAAAGAAGACAAGUGUUGUUUCUUCAUGAUCGCGAAGCCAUUCGCCGAUCGAGUCACUCGCCGAUAGAUAACUGCGGCUUGUUUAUCCGACAUCAAGAAUAUUAAUCACAAGUAACCAGCUACAAAUACAGGCUAUGCAACCAUUCCCUAGAGCAAUCGAGGCGGCAGUAUAGAUUCUUUUCUGGUUCAGCAAAACCAGCUUGUGGCUUCAAACAACUUCAUAACAAGCGACCGAGGUAAUAGUUUUUCUCCUUUGUUCUUACUUUUAUAACUGCACCGAAAAUCCAAAUUCACAGUAAUUUCGACGGCUGUCACUUAGAAAUUCUUUUCCUUCACAUUAUCUGCCAGGUUUUUUUAGCUGUUCUGCUGUGUAAAAUCCUAGAAUCCCGAUGAGUUUUUAAAAAACUAAUGUUCGCUACAAUGUUUUGAUUUUUCAUUCAUGCAGUCCAGGCGAGUCCGUUCGCGCGUUGACAGUUUUGAUAGACGUGUGACAUGUGAAUAGCGGAAGUCCCUUGUCUUUUCCGGUUUGUUCUAGUCGGGGAGAUUCAACGAGAUCUUGUGGGCGUUUAUAAUCAAACAAUUAUUCCACUCGCGCUUGUUGGAUAUGAGAUGAUUAUAGCCAACUCGGCGCUACGCGCCUCGUUGGCUAUUUAUGAUCUCAUAUCGAACGCGCCCUCGUGGAAUAAUUGUUAAAUAACCUGAGCGGGAAGCUCUCUUGUAAUUGGUUAAUCAUGCUAGUAACCAUGGCGACACCAGUAUCCUCACACGAAGAGAUAAAAAUAGUAUCUUCACUGCGCGCGAUGAAGAUAUGAUUUUUUAGUAAAAGGAAAAAUCCUGGUAUUUCAUCAGUAUCUAUAUAAUAAUUAACAAUUAUUCCACAAAAAUUAUUUCACAAAUUCAAAACUGUCAACGCGCGAACGGACUCGCCUGGACUGCAUGAAUGAAAAAUCAAAACAUCGUAGCGAAGAACAUUAGUUUUUUUGAAAACUCAUCGGGAUUCUAGGAUUUUACACAGCAGAACAGCUAAAAAAACCUGGCAGAUAAUGUGAAGGAAAAGAAUUUCUAAGUGACAGCCGUCGAAAUUACUGUGAAUUUGGAUUUUCGGUGCAGUUAUAAAAGUAAGAACAAAGGAGAAAAACUAUUACCUCGGUCGCUUGUUAUGAAGUUGUUUGAAGCCACAAGCUGGUUUUGCUGAAAGAGAAAAGAAGUUAUACUGCCGCAUCGAUUGCUCUAGUGAAUGGCUGCAUAGCCUGUAUUUGUAGCUGGUUACUUGUGAUUAAUAUUCCUGAUGUCGGAUAAACAAGCCGCAGUUAUCUAUCGGCGAGUGACUCGAUCGGUGAAUGGCUUCGCUAUCAUGAAGAAACAACACUUGUCUUCUAUCGUAGCUGGUCAAGGUACUUUAAUUCCAUGUGUUUUUCGACAAACGUUCAAACAAGCUCUUGUGGCUUUUUUGUUUGUUUUUGUCUUUUUCUUUCGAUGAAAUUGCAUUUCUAGUAUUCUAAGAAAUGAAUUAAAACAAUUUGCUUCGGGCUCCGUUCUAUCCUUUGCGAAAAAAAAUCUCAGCUAGCUUCCAAUUUUAAACUGAUGCGUACACCGACCAUAUAUGGAGAGUAUGGUAUAAUAGCUCAUAUACCAUAACGGCUAAGCCAAUCAAAAUGCUAGAAUUGCAUUAUCCAAUGAUUCAGUUUUUAAUAAUAUCAAUUAACCGCUUUUUAACAUUGAAGAUACUAAUCACCUCAAUUAUUCGACCACACUUCUGUACUUAUCAGUCUAAAUUACAACCCAUGCCCCAUGCAUAUGUGGGGCUUUGCAUUUGAAAAAAAAAGCGCCCUAUCCCUACCGUAAAAAGAAUGAUUGUAACUAUUUUCUCUUUUUUCUGAUAUGUGAAGCACAAAUAAUUGAAUAUUCUUUUAUUUGGUACCACUCAAUAUGAACGUGAGGGUUUGCUGACAAAAUGUUUUCUUUCUGAAUAUAAUGGGAAGACAAUUUCAGUUAUGAAACGAAACUGACCAACAGCGCAAGAUAGUUUUUUGUUUGAUAUAAAGAUAAUCGGAUUAAAAAUAUUAUGGCGGAGAUCUAGAUCUGGGAAUUGAUCAAAAACGCUGAAAACUACAAAUUGAGGACUGUGUAUGGAGUCUUGACCGUAACUAGAGGGCUUUUCGCUGACACUGACUGAAUUACAGUAGUACACUGGUUCUAAACUUGCACCAAAGAGGGAAGACAGAGAUUCCAUAGCUCAUCAAGGCAAGAAGUUUGAAAUCUAUUUCAGCUUUGCACCCUGCAUUUCAUUUAUGAUGCCAAUAAUUGGAAGCUUUUAGCAGUGAGAUAAACGUUAAUAAGUAAACCUCCUCCGUCACGAUAAAGCCGGAGGAUCCCUCUUCCAGGUAAAAUGAACCUAAAUGCUACUUACCCCAGCUUGCAUCUUUUGUAAUGAAUAUAUGUGCUUUGCUAAUUUUUGUCUCUUUACAUUACUGUUGCAGGUAUUACACUAACGACACACUAUGGAAUAACGAAACAGCCCUUCCGCAGAAUUCCAAUGAGGUAGUCUCUGGCGGAAAAUGUAAAGAGUCCGAUCUCUACAGCACACGAACAUUAAUUAAAAGAAUUAAAAGAGAACUGACUUGCUUGGCCCAGCGGUUCAUCUUUGCCGGCUUAAUUAUUUUUCCCAGUGAUAUUAUUUUAUGUGUGUGUGUGUAGGUACCUUAAGUACUCUAAUCUCUAAAAUGUCUUGCAAAAGCACAAAUCACCAGCCUUGUAAAAGUGUACAUCGGUAGCUCGGACAAUGAUAAAACUUUAAUUGCGACACGAAUAACAUCAAGAUUAGCUAAUUUCCCUGUCUUUUUA
Molecule: messenger RNA, 14358 nt
Organism: Porites lobata
Lineage: Eukaryota; Metazoa; Cnidaria; Anthozoa; Scleractinia; Poritidae
Source: the annotation of a GenBank genome assembly